AUGAAGCUUCGACUCCUACACCUCGCGGCGGCUGCGUUUGCCGUUCCAGCCGCCCAAUCUCACCUCAUCACGCGCCAAAAAUCAUCCAGCAACUGGGCCGGUGCCGUCCACACCACGCGCUCCUCCUCCAUAUCCUUCGUCACCGGGACCGUCACGCUGCCCAAAUACAAGCGAGACCCUAACCUUGGCGCCUCCUUCUGGGUGGGCAUUGACGGCGCAACGUGCCGCAGUGCCAUUCUCCAGACGGGCGUCGACUACCUCAACGACACGGUGUACCCCUGGUACGAAUGGUAUCCGGCCGACGCAAAGUUGAUCCGCAUGAGCGUCAAUGCCACGAGCGCCACGUCGGGAGUUGCUACUCUGGAGAACUUGACCACGGGGGAGGAGGCGCGUGGCGAGAUGAAGAACCAGCAGCAGCUUUGCUUGAGGGACGCCAAUUGGAUCGUGGAACUUUUACCGAAAAAAGGCCUCAUUGACUUUGGGGUCGUCAGUUUUGAGGCGGUUGAGUGGCAUAGUGGUGAGGGGAGGAGAGGCGCGGCAGCGGCCAAGGUUUACGAUAUCGAGAAGGCCGGGAGGAAGAGUACGAGGUGCAGUGUUGGGGGGGAUGUUGUUUUACCAGUAUAG
Messenger RNA from Metarhizium acridum CQMa 102, 624 nucleotides. RefSeq lists its product as uncharacterized. The record is from RefSeq and is a predicted model, not a curated record. Gene Ontology annotation, molecular function: glutamic-type endopeptidase activity. Gene Ontology annotation, biological process: proteolysis. Lineage: Eukaryota; Fungi; Ascomycota; Sordariomycetes; Hypocreales; Clavicipitaceae.